Molecule: messenger RNA, 2082 nt
Organism: Cajanus cajan (pigeon pea)
Lineage: Eukaryota; Viridiplantae; Streptophyta; Magnoliopsida; Fabales; Fabaceae
Source: RefSeq, a predicted model, not a curated record
ACUGCUCUGCUACUGCAAGGAGCAAACUCAAAGACUGCUCCGCUGCAAAAGAAGCAAGCCAUUCAACCUCCAAAAAUGACUUACUUUGGGAUUAACAUAGCGGAUUUCUCAUGGACUUGCCUGAGAGAUUUUGAUUUCUCUUCUUUGUGCUCCCAAAGUAGCAUAUUAGACAUUAUAAAACUACUUUUUCUCGGCGUCUUCUACACGUCUUUGCUUAUUACAUUAAUCAGAAGACGACCUGCAUGUGGCAGCAACAGAAAGAACUGGGUUUUCCCAGUUGUCUCGGUUUGUUGUGCUAUCAUUAGCAUUGCACAUUUUAGCAAUGGGUUGAAGUUGUGGAAUCAGCAGAGCUCUUUAGCUUGUAUUUUCAGAGCAUUUGUAUGGCUUUCUUUUACAGUUUCAUUGCAUGUUCAGAGAAACAAAUGGAUCAAAAUUCUAAACUCUAUUUGGUGGGCAUCUUCCUGUGUAUUGGCUUCAGCUCUCAACAUUGAAAUUAUGUUCAAAGAGCAUGCAGUUGAACUUUUUGACAUGGUACAAUGGCUUGUACAUUUCUUACUUCUCUUUUGUACUUUCCAAAAUCUUGGUUAUUUUGUCACUUCCCAAGGUAUCCAAGAUACUACAAGUUUAUCUGAACCUUUGAUAGCUCAGAGAGUUGAAACUACACAAACACAACUAGGCCAUGCUACCCUUCUCAGUAAGUUGACUUUCUCUUGGGUUAAUUCUUUACUCAGACUGGGUUACUCAAAGCCACUAGCUCUUGAAGAUAUCCCAUUUCUUCAUUCUGAAGAUGAAGCAGGCUCGGCCUACCGAAACUUUGUGCAUGCAUGGGAAUCCCUUCUGAGGGAGAACCGCAAUAACAAUACUAAAAACUUGGUUCUUUGGUCUGUAGUAAGAACUUUCUCAAAGGAGAACAUAAUAAUGGGAUUUUACACAUUACUCAGAAGUAUUUGCAUGAUAGUUUCUCCAAUAAUACUCUAUGCUUUUGUAAACUACUCAAAUAGAACUGAGGCAGAUCUCAAAGAAGGUUUUUCCAUACUGGGUUUUAUGAUUCUCACCAAAGUGGUUGAGUCUGUGUCCCAGAGACACUUCUGUUUUGGCUCAAGGAGGUCAGGAAUGAAAAUUAGAUCAGCUCUGAUGGUGGCAGUGUAUCAGAAACUGCUAAAGCUUUCUAGCUCAGCUAGGAGAAGGCACUCAACUGGAGAAGUUGUGAAUUACAUUGCUGUUGAUGCGUAUCGAUUGGGAGAAUUUCCUUGGUGGUUUCAUAUAACGUGGACUUCUGUAGUGCAACUUGUUUUGUCUAUUCUUCUCCUUUUCUGUGUUGUGGGUGCUGGUGCUCUUCCAGGUUUAGUCCCUCUUCUCAUCUGUGGACUUCUCAAUGUACCAAUGGCAAAGAUCAUACAAAAUUCUCAGUCACAAUUCAUGAUGGCACAAGAUGAGCGUCUCAGAUCAACUUCAGAAAUUCUAAACAAUAUGAAGAUCAUCAAGUUACAAUCCUGGGAGGAUAAAUUCAAGAACUUAGUUUUGUCCCUACGUGCUAAAGAAUUCAUAUGGUUGUCCAAGGCACAGAUCAUAAAAGCUAAUGGAGCAUUUCUGUAUUGGAUGUCUCCUACCAUUGUUCCUUCUGUUGUUUUCCUCGGAUGUGCUCUUUUCAAUAGUGCCCCAUUGAAUGCUGGAACCAUUUUCACAGUCGUUACAGCAUUGAGGAUAAUGGGAGAACCUGUUCGAAUGAUCCCAGAGGCUCUAUCUAUUAUGAUCCAAGUUAAGGUCUCCCUUGAUCGUCUCAAUACCUUCUUGCUUGAUGAAGAGCUAGAUAGUAUUAAUGAUUAUGGAAGAAAUAUAAAGCAAAGUCCCGUUAAUGCAGUGGAAAUACAAGCUGGCAACUUCAUUUGGGAACAUGAAUCAGUGUCCCCAACUUUAAGAGAUGUGAAUUUGGAAAUCAAAUGGGGACAGAAAAUUGCAGUUUGUGGGCCGGUUGGUGCUGGAAAAUCAUCUCUUUUGUAUGCAGUACUUGGAGAGAUUCCCAAGAUCUCAGGAACUGUUAAUGUAGGUGGCACCAUAGCCUAUGUUUCUCAAACUUCUUGG